This is a messenger RNA of Mizuhopecten yessoensis (Yesso scallop), 993 nucleotides long. RefSeq lists its product as uncharacterized. Lineage: Eukaryota; Metazoa; Mollusca; Bivalvia; Pectinida; Pectinidae. Gene Ontology annotation, molecular function: protein binding. The transcript has 6 exons. The coding region runs from base 22 to 993 and encodes 323 amino acids. The record is from RefSeq and is a predicted model, not a curated record.
GCAUGUGUGUAGCAGUAUCACAUGUUCCUUGUUAGCAACGACAACGGCGAUAAAAUGGCAAUGCAGGAACCUGGUGUCGUACUUCAAAACCAAUGCGAUGAAAGUUUAGAAUACGACAAAGAUCAGUCUGGUGAUCACAUCGAACCAGUGCCAAUACUGGAUAUUGAAGUAAAGGACGAAACAUGUGUAGCUCAAAUAGAUCCAGGCUUUCUGCCAAACGAUGUGAUACUGGUAGUAGAAGAAAAAUAUCUUCAUGUAAACAAAGCCUUACUAGAGUCAGCUUCACCUGUUUUUGAUGCUUGGCUUAAGAAAGAGUGGCAACAAGACGAGUGCACUGACGACACUAAAAGGAAGCUGGAGUUCCCUGGGAAAACAUAUGAUGAGAUGGCCACAUUCUUAAAAUGUCUUCUGCCCUUUUUCCCUGACAAAAUCACAGAUAAAAAUCUGGAUACAGUACUACCUUUAGCAGAUGAGUAUCGGACAGAAAACUUGAUCACAGAAUGUGUGGAAGUCAUCCGAAACCACGUGGAGUCUGUCUCCAAGGUUGAUAUAUACAUUCCACCUUCCCGGGUCUUCACAUACCUACGCUGGAUUGACCGAUAUAAUCUCCACACGGGUAAAGAAUGUGUUGUGAGGUUAGCAUCGUACCUGAAAACCGAAGAGCUAGAGGCAGAUGCAGACUACGAAAAUGUCAGCCCAGGACUUCAACUGGAUGUAUCUAAUGCCAGAGCCAAGCUACUUGAGAGUCUAUUUGUGUUCAGUGUAACAGAAGCGGAAAAAAAGAUGAACCAGUUCAAAAUUCCACUCUCCAUUCAUUAUAUGGAUGAAUGGAAAAAUAAUGUAAUAGAAAUUGUGGAGGCGUUUCUCAUAGCAUCAACAACAACACCAAAUACGGCUCCAGGCCAGUCAAUGUUUCACCCACCAAACAUUCAAGUGGUUACUCAGGCUUUUGGGGUGCCCUUUGGAUGUCCAUCUGAUCAGCUUCACUUAUGA